Messenger RNA from Aspergillus glaucus CBS 516.65, 2780 nucleotides. RefSeq lists its product as uncharacterized. The coding region runs from base 1 to 2556 and encodes 851 amino acids. Gene Ontology annotation, molecular function: ADP binding; protein binding. The record is from RefSeq and is a predicted model, not a curated record. The transcript is spliced from 5 exons. NCBI's taxonomy places the organism in Eukaryota, Fungi, Ascomycota, Eurotiomycetes, Eurotiales, Aspergillaceae.
AUGGUCGCAUUGUAUCUCCUAUUUUUCAUCAUAUCAGCGGCGUUUCUCUACAACCAAGCAGCAAAAAAUAUCCCCUCGCGACGGAACGCUGCGCAGGCACCAAGAUCGAAGUUUGGUAUUGUGAAGGUGAAAAAGGAUAACCUUGGCUUGCGUUCUCGCGCUGGUGGUGUAGAUGUCAUAUUUGUUCAUGGUCUUGGGUCGAACCCUGAUACAACCUGGAGAGCAGAAAAAGCCCAAGAAGAGUCUCAUUCCAGACUGAAUAAAGAAUAUGUUUGCUGGAUCACGGACUUCCUUCCAGAAGAUAUCCCUUCACCACAACGCGAAGAUGUGCGACUCUUUUUCUACAACUAUGAUUCAUUCUGGCAGAGGGAUGCUGUACAGACCCGACUGUAUAGGCUAGGAGCCGAAAUGUUAGAGAGGAUUAGGCAUAUUCGGGAGAAAGAAGAAGAGCACGACCGUGACUUGAUCUUUGUCGGACACAGCUAUGGGGGCCUGGUCAUCAAAGAAGCUCUUAUUCAGGCCAACGCAAACAAAGAAUCUACUGACAUUAUUGAGCAUGUAAAAGCGGUCCUCUUUUUAGGAACUCCGCAUCGUGGCUCAAACUUUAGCAGCUGGGGCAAGGUGAUAGCUAGUCUCCUUCAGCCGCUCAGCUCUAAUCCAUCUAUCCUGGGAGAACUCACUUAUGAUUCUCUAUCUCUGCACGACUUGCAUGACAGAUUCAUGAAAGUUGCGACCAAAAUCCAAUAUAUUGCCAAUUUCUUUGAGCAGCGUAAAACACGGAUCCUCAAAGUAUGGUGGUUUCACUGGGAAGAAUUUUGUGUUCGGGAACAAUCCGCCACUUUUAGUAUCCCGAAUCAGCUCACUCAGGUCAAAAAUAUAGGCCUCACUGUGGAUCAUUAUGGCUUGAAUAAAUUUCAAUCCCGAGAGGGCAAUUUUGAAAUGAUUUUCGAAGAGCUUUGGGGGGCGAUUAAGCCAGUGCUCGCGCAGCGACAGCGUUCCCUAUAUUCAGUGCCCAUUCAACCAGUGAGAAGCUUUACAGAGCGAGCCGCUCUUUCCAAAGAAAUUGAGGAAAAGCUACAACAGGAUUCCUUGGAUCGACCUCGACCGCAUGCAGCCGCUAUUUGUGGGCCUGGCGGCACCGGCAAGACUCAGUUGGCAUUAAAGUAUAUUGAAGACAACAAAAACAAGUUUAACCCGAUACUGUGGGUCGAUGCCGAGGAUGAGGAGACAGCACGGACGAGUUUUGAACAAUGUGCCACUGUACUCCAGAUUCCAGUAGAUCGAACCUUAGGGCAGGGGUCGCAUCCAAGAGAUUCGCCCACCGUACAGGCUGUGCGUCGGUGGCUUCAACACUGUAAAGAAUCAAAUGAAGAGUGGCUAGUGGUUUUUGAUAAUGUUGACAACAUGACCUGGGGCGUUUUCGACAUACUACCUCGAGGUCAGAGAGGGAAUAUCAUUAUCACUAGCCAAGAUGAACAAUCGUGGAAGCUCCUCGAUGGCUGUGAGAAAGUAUCAGUCGAAAUAAUGAAUCCCCUCGAGGCGAGGGGUCUUCUUUUUUGGCACCUCAAUCUUGGUCAUCAACCAGUAGACCAGGACACUAAGGACUUAUGUGAUCAGGUAGCGGAGCGGUUGGAAAAUCUACCUCUAGCAGUUGAUCUUGCAGGGGCAUAUAUCGCAAAUGCUUUGGAUUCACAACCAAAUCCACAAUCUGCGCUCACACAGUACUUGGAUUACUAUGCGAAACAUCAGAACCGGCUGUUGCGGAACAGUCGGUACAAUGGUCUCUCGAGCUAUGGAAAAACAGUGUGGACAGUCUGGGAUACAACAUUGCAGAAGAUAGAGGAGAGGUACUCCGGUCGACAUUCAAAGCUUUUGCUCAUAUUCCUGGGCCACUUUUCAAGCGGAUUUGUUCAAGAAGAGCUGUUCAGGCUCGCAAGUCUUGGAUUUGCCUCUGUUCAGCAUGAUAUCUUUGCAGGACAUGAAGAUUUCCCUGACUGGCUUAAGGAAUUUUUAACCAUCGACGGGGAUAGGUGGGACGACUUUUAUUAUGGAGAAGCGCUUGAGCCGCUGAUCAACUACGGUCUCCUCAGGUCAGUGAAGGAGGAGUGGUCUGGUGUCAGAAUGCAUAGCCUGGUUCGAUGGCGAGCGAUGCAGUACAAAUAUGACUAUCAGGAGCCAUGGAACAGAUGGCACAUGGAAUUUAUGCUGGGAGCAUGUCAUGAGCUGUUGAAGGAUACUGCCAAGCCGCAGUUUCGAAGGCAUAUAGUCAUCCAUAUACCGCAGACUAGUCCGUCUUCGAUUAAAUCUAUCAAUGAAGAAGGCAGAGCGAAGAUGUGGGACAUAUUGGGUAAGACCUACAAUGGCGAAGGCCGGUAUGAAGAGGCAGAGGUAAUGCAUCAACGAGCACUAGGAGGGAGAGAAAAGGCGCUGGGGCCAGAGCAUCCGAGCACACUGGUCAGUGCCAUCAACCUCGGCAGGGUCCUUGAGAGGCAGGGGAGAUAUGAAGCGGCAGAGGCAGUCCGUUGGCACCACCUUACUGAUCAACAACAGGUGUGAUGUAUUGCUAAGAAUUGCUAUCUGAAAUACUCUCCAAUAUUUUCUAAUCUCUACUUAAAAGGAGGGUCUGGGAUAGCUGAACAUUAUAUAUUUCUCCAGUUUGCCAUAAAUUCGAGCAAUUUCUACCUGGUUCUCAGAUGGUGUGGCAAGUUGCCACUAUUUUUGGAGGUGCUAAACCUUUCUGCUACCUCCGUGGGCGAAUAUUUCGGUCAAUUGAAUCGAGC